GUCUUCUUUGAGGAUAUACAACUGGGUGAUGCCUUUUUUUUUUUUAAUUGCAUUUAUUUAUUUAUUUUUACGGACUGAUUCCCAAUGCGUCUUGAGAUUAAUUUAAAGCUGAAAGUCACGAUGUGAAUGUCCAGCAUCAGUUUAUCCAAUGAUUGAGACCAGCACACCGACCAUGUUUGACAGAACUGAACAGGCACACUGCACUGUGUGCUGCUGCACUCUGGCCAACAAAAUCCUCAUGGUGCUCUUCAUGGUUCUACUGAUCUUUGCCACUUUGUUUGGGAAUCUGGUGACUCUGGCUGUGGUGCUGGGAACCAAACACUUCCAUACACCACAGGGAUACUUGAAGGCAUCCCUUGCUGUGGCUGAUCUGGCAGUGGGGAUAUUUGUGGUUCCACUGUCAGUUUAUGCAGAGGUUUAUCUCAUGGUAACUGACUCAGCACCGGAGUGGACCUCAUACAACUCACAAUCAAUGAGUUUCCACCCAUGCAACAUCAUCGGCCCCAUCUUUGCUGGGUGCACUUUGGUCUCCAUUACAACUAUUUUCCUUCUGACGAUCGAGCGGAGCAUCGCUGUGCUCAGGCCUUUGCACAAGGACUCAGUGAUUACCCGUAAAAGGACCACAAUCCUCAUUGUCCUCUCCUGGGUAGGAAGCUUCUUCUUGGCUGUGUGCCCGAUGGUUUUCAGCCGUGAGAUUGCUUUGGAGUAUAACGACUGCAGCCGGAUGUGCAACUAUGCUCUGGGGACAAUUGGCAAGUUCCCUAGCCAGGCCUGGAACAUCCUCCUCCUCUUCCCUGCAUUUGACUUCACCCUUCUUGGUGGCACUGUGGUUAUUAAUAUCAUCUCUCUUUCCAGCAUCAGGCAGCACUCAAGACGCAGGAAACACUUGGCUGAGACUGAAAGCCAAAGCACGACCAAACCCACAUUCUCAGACAUUAAAGCAGCCAAAACCAUCGGGACUCUAACUGUGGCUUUCACUGUAUCAUUCACUCCAAUAGCUGUCUUUGUGGUUGGGAAUGUUUUAGGGAAUAAAUGGUGCAACUUUUCCUUUUUGGCCUUCUGGAUUUUGGCCACCAACAGUUGCUGGAACGUCAUUAUUUAUAGCGUGAGGGAUCAGAAGUUCAGGCUGCGGGCACAGAAACUCCUGAUGCCUUUUCAUAGAAAAAACCACCAAAACUUAAAAUCACCAGGGAUCAAAGACCAACAUCAAACAUGAGGAGGACUGCAUC
This is a messenger RNA of Archocentrus centrarchus (flier cichlid), 1229 nucleotides long. RefSeq names its product trace amine-associated receptor 6. The coding region runs from base 149 to 1216 and encodes 355 amino acids. NCBI's taxonomy places the organism in Eukaryota, Metazoa, Chordata, Actinopteri, Cichliformes, Cichlidae. Gene Ontology annotation, biological process: G protein-coupled receptor signaling pathway. Gene Ontology annotation, cellular component: membrane. Gene Ontology annotation, molecular function: trace-amine receptor activity. The transcript has 2 exons. The record is from RefSeq and is a predicted model, not a curated record.